Molecule: messenger RNA, 2547 nt
Organism: Coccidioides posadasii C735 delta SOWgp
Lineage: Eukaryota; Fungi; Ascomycota; Eurotiomycetes; Onygenales; Onygenaceae
Gene: ANP1
Product: Mannan polymerase II complex anp1 subunit
Biological process (GO): protein N-linked glycosylation; cell wall mannoprotein biosynthetic process
Cellular component (GO): mannan polymerase complex
Molecular function (GO): alpha-1,6-mannosyltransferase activity
Source: RefSeq, a predicted model, not a curated record
GAUACAUCUUCAAAUUUCUCCAUCCGACGUCCAUCCGCCUUUCUUUUCCGUCUACCUGCGCUCGUUUCCUCUUCACUAGGGCUAGGAAACCUGUAUCCGGCCUUGAAGGCCUUUGCUUCCCUUAACUGCAAGGAUCACCACUGUACACCUGUUCAUUGGGGGACGGGUCAGGGGUUUAUUUACCUCUGGACUCUCCGUCUCCAACAGCAGGGAGAGGCAGCUCUCUAUCGGGCUCCCGACACACAUGUUGGCUGCGUUGGAGAUAUGAACAGGCACUACGCCUUUACCAAUGGCUAUACCGCUUACCCUCACGGGGAAAGCGGUACUUUUUCUAUAUCUCCUCACAGAUUCCAACCAAGGUCACAACCAGCCCUUCGGCGAAGAAGACAAUUAAUACAACGUUUGUUCAUCAUCGGCGGGCUCUCGAUAUGUAUUUUGACUUUGUUCUUUCCCUCCUGGCGAGCUACGAUUUUCGGCACAUUAACUCUUGGCCUCCUUUCCGCGAAUGAUGAUUUCCAACUCGAAACUGUGCGAUACUACGAUCUCACCAACGCCCAGGGCACGGCGCGAGGAUGGGAGCGGGAAGAGCGAAUUCUUCUCUGCACACCGCUCCGUGAUGCCGCUACACACUUACCCAUGUUCUUCUCACACCUUCGCAACUUCACCUACCCUCAUCAUCUUAUAGAUCUUGCUUUUCUCGUCUCAGACUCCAAAGAUGAGACCUCGUCCCUCCUCACUCAAAUGCUCAAGGAUCUUCAAGAUGAUCCUGACCCCAAGAUGCCCUAUGGAGAAGUUUCAGUUAUAGAGAAAGAUUUUGGACAGAAGGUGAAUCAGGACGUCGAGAGUAGACAUGGUUUUGCCGCACAGGCCUCGAGAAGAAAAUUGAUGGCCCAAGCAAGAAACUGGUUGUUGAGCGCUACGUUGCGACCGAACCACAGCUGGGUAUAUUGGCGAGAUGCUGACGUUGAAACUGCCCCCUUUACUAUCUUGGAAGAUCUCAUGAGGCAUAACAAGGAUGUCAUAGUUCCAAAUGUCUGGCGCCCUCUUCCUGACUGGCUUGGUGGGGAACAGCCGUACGACUUGAACUCAUGGCAAGAAUCCGAAACCGCUCUCGCUUUAGCGGACACCCUCGACGAAGAUGCCGUGAUUGUAGAGGGCUAUGCGGAAUACGCGACGUGGCGGCCACAUUUGGCCUAUUUACGGGAUCCAUAUGGCGAUCCAGAUAUGGAAAUGGAAAUUGAUGGCGUUGGGGGAGUCAGUAUUCUAGCGAAAGCUAGAGUUUUCCGCUCCGGAGUGCAUUUUCCUGCCUUCAGCUUUGAGAAACACGCGGAAACCGAGGCUUUUGGGAAGAUGGCAAAACGAAUGAAGUUUUCUGUUGUUGGGUUGCCCCAUUAUACAAUCUGGCAUCUUUACGAGCCAAGUCUUGAUGACAUACGACAUAUGGAAGAAAUGGAGAAAGAACGCUUGCAACGAGAGGCCGAGGAAAAGGAAAAGGCCGAACGGACAAAGCGAAUCAAGGAGGAAUUUAAAGACACAAAGGCUCAAUGGGAAAAGGACGGAGCAGCCAUUCAAGAUAUGAUGCAGAAGGAUCAAAAACAACAGCAACAGCAGAAACAAGGAGAAGCCACACAGAAACAAGGAAGCAAAGCUGAAUCCUCUCCUGACUCCAAAACCCCAUCAGACAAGUCAAAUUAAUGAAGAUUAAGCGGUUUUAAUACUAGAUUAUCUCGAUACUCCUCUUCGAUCUUCCUAAUUUAACACAUAUUUAGACUCUUAAGUGGCGAUGCGACGGGAAAGGCUUUCUUGACUGUAAUACUUGGUUUAUGACAGUUUUCUUUGCUGGCCUAGCAAUCUGUUUUAGCUGGAGUUCGAUCUAGAAGUGAUAUCAUUUUUCGCUGACGAAAGGGAAAAGCUCAAAGCAAGAAGAGAAGCUAUUUGGUUUUCGCCGUACGAUUACUUUCUAUUCAUCGUCUUUGAGCUGGCUUUCAUUCAUCUAUGCUUUGACAACUUUCUCACGGCCAUCUUGACAUUUUUUUUUAUUCUUCCAAAUUCACUUGAAACGGGCAGUUCUUUGUUUUAUUUUAUAUUUUUCUCUACUUUUUCCCACCUCACUCAUCUCCCAGAUACUUCUGGUUUGAGAAAGAAUACGUGUUCCAAUGCUCUUUCACAUUUUCUGGACAUGUGUCUUGCUGUUUAACUCAACUGCUGUUUGCAUAUCAUACCAUACCUUGGUUGUUUUAAGUUCAUUUGCCUUUCUUCUCUUUGUGGUCCUUCGAACUGCUGCACUUUGGUUUACCCAGUUACCCUCUUCCCAGAGAAGCCCUUUAAGCGAUGGCAGGCUGGGCACUGUUUCAUUGCUAGUAUUUUUGUGGUUCCGUAUGCAGUUAUUUUGAAGCAAUACCUGAUAUAGGCCCAAUUCCCUGCUCCUUCAGGGACAUUUUAUGUGUUACAAGGUUUUGGGGAUUCCAGGGAGGUUUGGACGGGAGAUAUCAUCUGUUCGGCCCUUGGGUGUUCAACUGUUGCUGCAAUCUUCGAGCAGAUAUCUAA